AUGUACAUGUCAACAGUCCUAAGCCUUGUGGGCCUGGUCGCAGCUCAAUGUCCAUACGGAAUAGAAAGGCAACCCCAAAAGCGCGAACCUAGCGAUCCUCAAACCAGUAGUUCUACUUUCUUAGACCAGUUUACGAUAAAUGACACCAACACAUACUUCACUACCGAUGCGGGCGGGCCUAUACAAGAGGAUACUAGUUUGAAAGCUGGUGUGAGGGGCCCGACACUACUUGAAGAUUUUAUAUUUCGUCAAAAGAUACAACACUUCGACCAUGAACGGGUACCAGAACGUGCCGUUCACGCCAGAGGUGCCGGUGCACAUGGUGUCUUCACAAGUUAUGGAAAUUAUAGCAACAUAACGGCAGCUAGCUUUUUGAACCAAGAGGGCAAAGAAACACCUGUCUUCGUACGAUUCUCCACUGUUGCUGGAAGUCGAGGUAGUGCUGAUACUGCACGCGACGUCCAUGGUUUUGCUACUAGGUUCUAUACUGAUGAAGGAAAUUUUGAUAUUGUUGGGAAUAACAUUCCUGUUUUCUUCAUUCAAGAUGCCAUCCUCUUUCCUGAUCUGAUUCACGCUGUCAAGCCAUCCCCAGACAACGAAAUACCUCAAGCAGCAACAGCACACGAUUCUGCUUGGGACUUUUUUAGUCAGCAACCAAGCUCAUUACAUACACUCUUUUGGGCCAUGGCCGGAAAUGGAAUCCCAAGAUCAUUCCGCCACAUGGAUGGGUUUGGUAUUCACACAUUUCGUCUGGUUACUGAUGCUGGUACUUCCAAACUAGUCAAGUGGCAUUGGAAGAGUAAGCAAGGAAAGGCAAGCUUAGUCUGGGAGGAAGCUCAAGUACUUGCUGGAAAAAACGCAGACUUCCACAGAAAAGAUUUGUGGGAUGCUAUUGAGAGCGGCAAUGGCCCUGAAUGGGAGCUCGGGAUUCAAAUUGUGGAGGAAGAUGAUGUGUUGAAGUUUGGAUUUGAUCUUUUGGAUCCCACCAAGAUCCUUCCUGAAGAGCUUGUUCCAGUGCAAAAGAUUGGAGUCAUGAAAUUGGAUGCUAACCCUCGAAAUUACUUCGCGGAAACCGAGCAAGUCAUGUUCCAACCAGGGCACAUAGUGCGUGGUAUUGAUUUUACGGAUGAUCCACUCCUUCAAGGACGCAUAUACUCAUACCUCGAUACACAAUUAAAUCGUCAUGGUGGACCAAAUUUCGAGCAACUGCCUAUCAACCGCCCCAUUGUUCCUGUUCACAACAACAAUCGUGAUGGUGCGGCGCAACAAUAUAUCCCUCUUAACACUGCUGCUUAUUCUCCAAAUACUCUCAAUGAUGGAGCUCCAAAGCAAGCAAAUCAAACAAUCGGUAGAGGGUUCUUCACAGCUCCUGGGAGAACGGUCUCAGGUAAUCUAGUGAGAGAGGUCUCGUCAACUUUCUCAGACGUUUGGUCUCAACCCAGGCUAUUCUUCAAUUCGCUCAUCCCAGCGGAACAACAAUUCCUCAUUAACGCGAUCCGAUUCGAAACUUCACAACUUACAUCUAGCGUUGUGAAAUCAAAUGUUCUCAUUCAAUUGAAUCGCGUUUCACACAACCUUGCCGCACGUGUCGCUUCGGUCUUGAACCUCCCAGUUCCGGAAGCAGAUAACACUUACUACAAUGACAACAAGACUUCCUUCAUCACCAUAUUUGGCAAUGAGCUCCCAACGAUAGCAACGCUCAACAUCGGAGUCUUGGUGAGUGUUAAAAACAAUGCAACCUUAACACAAGCAGCCAAUCUUGCAACAUCGUUUUCGACAUCCGGGGUAAACGUAAAAGUCAUAGGAGAAAUCUUGACGAACGAAGUGGAUGCCACCUAUAGUGCAUCAGAUGCGACACUGUUUGAUGGUAUCAUCGUAACUGAUGGUGCAGAGACUUUGUUCACAAACGGUUCAAAAUCAACGUACUUCCCAGCAGACCGACCUCGUCAGAUCUUGUUGGAUGCGUACAACUGGGGAAAGCCUGUGGGGAUUUUGGGAAAUGCGAGAACGGCAUUAGAUGUUGCGUCAAUCCCUGUUGGACCAGGAGUGUAUAGUAAUUCAACGAGUGUGAAUUCGCUUGUCAAGGAGUUUGAAGCCGGACUGAAGACUUUCAGGUUCGUCAAUAGGUUUGCCUUGGAUGAUUGA
Botrytis deweyae is the source of this 2145-nucleotide messenger RNA. RefSeq lists its product as uncharacterized. The record is from RefSeq and is a predicted model, not a curated record. Gene Ontology annotation, cellular component: cytosol. Bases 1 to 2145 code for a protein of 714 amino acids. The transcript has 5 exons. Gene Ontology annotation, biological process: response to oxidative stress; hydrogen peroxide catabolic process. Gene Ontology annotation, molecular function: catalase activity; heme binding. NCBI's taxonomy places the organism in Eukaryota, Fungi, Ascomycota, Leotiomycetes, Helotiales, Sclerotiniaceae.